UUAGGCAUUUUUGCUAUUAUCACCACCACCACCACCACCACCACCACCAACGUCGGUGCACAAAGUUCUACAAUCCGUCGUUUUCUUGUGUUGUGUACCGCUAGCGAACCGGCAAAUACCCCGAGCCGGUUGUCAUUCAAUAAUUAAUUUCGACGUUCCGAUUGCUUGGUGCACUGUUGAACGACGUUUUCGAACGUCUUUAAAUCGAAUCGUCUUCAUUUCGUCGUGUAGAUAAGGUGCUGCAACGAAUUCGCAGAGUUGUUUUUUUGUGUUUGAACGGCAUGUUCGAAUGUCGACAAAGGCAAGCAUUUUGGUUUAAAAGCUAUUGCCUAGCAUUUCUUGGAACUUGUUGCAAAAAUCAAGGUAAAGAUAAUUUUUGAGUUGAUUUCGCAUUUUGCUAAAUCGACCUGGUGGUGAUUGACGGAAGGCAUUGGGCCACGAUUGCACCAUGAACGCGCGCUCGCAGACGUUCGACCUGCGCAUGGAGGGUCGCCAGGUGGAUGAGGCGGUGUCGAGCAUCUUCCACACGAUCCUGUUCCACCGCAGCUUGGGCAAGUUUAUGUACACCGGCGAGGCGAUGUACUCGAUCGGUACGAUCGGCUACCGGGAUGUGGACUGCGACUUCAUCGACUUUACGUACGUUUGCUGCAUGUCGCCGCUGCUCGAGCAGAAGCUGCGGCACGAGAUCGGCAACUUCAGCCGGCAGCUGCGCAGCAACGACAGCGGCGGCACCGGCCAGAUCAGCCUGGAGUUUUUCCAGCGCAAGAAAACGCGCUGGCCGUUCCAGACCGACUGCAUCCCGUGGGAGGUGUGGACGAUACGGCUCGAGCUGAUGACGCUCACGAACGAGGACGAUCGGCUGGUGUGCCGGGAGCGCGUCAGCGACAUGCUCACCGACAAGAUCUUCUGCAUCACCGAGAUCAUGAACCGGCACGACUACGUGCCAAAGAUACCGAACCAGGCCGAGCUGGAUAUGGUGUUCGACACGAGCUACCCGGACGUGCAGCCGUACCUGUUUCAGUUCAAAUUCAGCACCGCCGGUCCGACCGCGACGUCCGUUAGCAGCACCAUGAAGAAGUUGAUAAAGGAAACGCUCUCGUUGUGACUAACACGCCGACGCUCUCUCGUCCGGCGGCGGCGAUUCGUCCCUCGAACUGUCUCCAUCGAACGAUCGCUCGCGGGCCUUCCGAUCGCGCCACCGUCGCAAACGCUAUCCGUGCGUUCGACGUUCCGAAGCAGAGGCUAAGCGUAGCUACGGCCUUGGCGUUGCUUUGCUAGACGCUGCAUGUACCACAAACUUCGACAACAACCAUAGCAUAGCGCUAGCCACACAUAGCGAACUUCUUGAACGGCGCUAUGUAAAGUGAUUCAGAAAGUGAUACAUUGUCGAACAUAACUGUUACAACACAAAUGGCAGGACUGCCCCGUGGGAGAGCUAGUUGUUCGUGUCCGCCUGCCGACUGUCUUACUCAGCUGGCAGAUUUUCUUUUUUUAUUUCUGAGCAAAACAAAACCAUAAUACUGAUACGUUUAGCAAGCGGACUCAAUCAAGCGACUCACUUUUUCGUUACUGCUUUUGUCGGCCUUACAUUACGGUUUUAUCUUAAGCACACUUAAGUACGAAGGCUUUGUCUAGGAAUACUAAGUAGAAACCACAACUUUACAACAACCAACACGAACCAUAGGUGAGACUAGAUGUUAAAUGUUUAUCCAAAGAUUUUUUCAAUCACUUCAUCCAGCCCUUGAAGGUGCAGCGUUAAACGUGAACCGAAAAGAAGGGAAAGGGUGAGAUGAAAAAAGAUUAGUAAAGCGCGAUGAUGAACAGAGGGUGAACGCUAAACACACUCUUUCUCACAAAUCAGUGGGUACUGCCCCGGGUUUACAAUAUUGGUAGCUUUAGUGUUGAAAACAAAAGAAAACAAAAAACACAAAAAAAACAACAUAAAAAAACGAACUCACAGUCAGGCCAAGGCAAAUUUAGUCCCAUUAGGCAUUAUUUUAGUUCUAGUAAGUGUAUCUGUAUAUGUUGGCCGUGUUCGGCAGCAGCAUUAUUCGGCUUCAUGUCGUCCCACCUGCAAGCAUACAUAAAAAAAAAAAACAUAUUAACCAUACAGUAACAAGAUGCCCCGUAUCUGUAGAAAUUUAAGGAAACAAGGAUGUGAAACCCGAAGCUAAAGGCUCCCCACCCCCUCCAUAUGGGGAAGAGCCGGGAAUGCUUUCGAAAGCAAACGAAUGCCCCAACUCCAAAUCCCAAACGCUACGGCUUAAUGGAUCACGACGCAACACAAUGCCCCAUUUUUACGUUGUACUACGUCUGCUUUUUUAAGCAAAGCAUCUUAUAUCAAUCAAAUUAGCUUUAGAUGUUUUUUUUUUAGUUUUAAUUGUUUCAAUCUCGGUGAAUUUACUGUUAAUAGUUUGCUUGGGUGUUAGUAUACGCAGAAAAGAUCAUAAAACAUAAAGGAAAUACGUUUUCCGGUCGAAUUAACCAAGAGCUGUAUAACAUUGAAGUAACAAACGUACCCGACUACUUUAUCGUCGUCGGGCAGGCUGUAUCCACACUAUCUGUAAAAAAAAGUAAUGAUGUAAAUAGUUCGUAAGUAGUACUGCACAUUCUGUAGGCAAUGAGGAGGGAGGGUACAGGUGAGCAGCCCCUUUGCUCUGCCCAUCGGAAGUGAGUUGAAUUGCGAAAGGUCCUCAAUGUGAAGACGGCCCCCUUAAUAGAAAUAAUCGUUGACAAAGGAAAUAAAAGUGAUGCCUCAACACAUGAUGAUGAAACUGGAAACCUUAAA
Anopheles coustani is the source of this 2788-nucleotide messenger RNA. It is a transcript of the gene Atg101, whose product is annotated as autophagy-related protein 101. The transcript has a single exon. Gene Ontology annotation, cellular component: phagophore assembly site. NCBI's taxonomy places the organism in Eukaryota, Metazoa, Arthropoda, Insecta, Diptera, Culicidae. The record is from RefSeq and is a predicted model, not a curated record. Gene Ontology annotation, biological process: autophagy; autophagosome assembly. The coding region runs from base 449 to 1105 and encodes 218 amino acids.